AUGGUGAAGAGGAAGAGCUCCGAGGGCCAGGAGCAGGACGGCGGCCGCGGCAUCCCGCUGCCCAUCCAGACCUUCCUGUGGCGGCAAACCAGCUGCAUUUUGAGGCCUAAGCUGGGGAAGCAAUAUGAAGCCUCUUGUGUAUCCUUUGAACGAGUGCUGGUAGAAAACAAACUGCACGGCCUCUCCCCCGCGCUCUCGGAAGCCAUCCAGAGCAUUUCUAGAUGGGAGCUGGUGCAGGCCGCCCUCCCUCAUGUUCUUCACUGCACUGCAACCCUGCUAUCAAACAGGAACAAACUAGGCCACCAGGAUAAGCUGGGUGUUGCUGAGACAAAACUCCUUCAUACCCUGCACUGGAUGCUUCUAGAGGCCCCACAGGACUGCAACGGCGACCAGUUUGGGGGUGCAGAGCGAGGUCCCAGCUGGGGUGGCGGCAGCAGUGCUUUCAUCCACCAGAUUGAAAAUCAGGGUUCUCCGGGGCAGCCGUGCCGCAGUAGCUCCAACGAUGAGGAGGAGGGCAACAGGAGGAAGAUAUUCCAGAAUUCCAUGGCUACGGUGGAGCUCUUUGUGUUUCUGUUUGCUCCUCUGGUCCAUUCCAUGAAGGAAUCUGACCUCACCUUCCGACUGGCCAGUGGGCUGGUUAUCUGGCAGCCUAUGUGGGAGCACAGACAGCCAGAAGUCUCUGGCUUUACAGCCCUGGUGAAGCCCAUCAGGAGCAUCAUUACAGCCAAGAGAAGCUCUCCUGUCAACAGUCAGAGUCAAACCUGUGAAUCACCAAAUCAAGACACAAGACAGCAAGGCGAGGGACUUCAGGUGGCCAGUGAAGCACUGCAGUCUGAUACCAUCUCACCCAAGGCCACCAUCUCAGGCUGCCAUCAGGGAAACUCGUUUGAUGGAAGCCUGUCCUCCCAAACUUCCCAGGAAAGAGGCCCAUUGCAUUCAAGGGCCUCUCUUGUGAUACCACCAUGCCAGAGGUCCCGCUAUGCCACCUACUUCGAUGUUGCUGUUCUCCGCUGCCUUCUUCAGCCCCAUUGGUCUGAGGAAGGCACUCAGUGGUCCCUGAUGUACUAUCUACAAAGGCUGCGACACAUGCUGGAAGAGAAGCCAGAAAAGACCCCAGAACCAGAUGUUCCUCUCCUGCCCAGGCCCAGAAGUAGCUCGAUGGUGGCAGCGGCUCCCUCGCUGGUGAACACCCACAAGACCCAAGAUCUCACCAUGAAGUGUAAUGAAGAAGAAAAAUCUCUAAGCCCCGAGGCUUUUUCCAAGGUUUCACUGACCAAUCUUCGAAGAUCUGCGGUCCCAGACCUGUCUUCAGACCUGGGCAUGAACAUCUUUAAGAAGUUCAAAAGUCGCAAAGAAGACCGAGAGAGGAAAGGCUCUAUUCCAUUUCACCACACGGGGAAGAGGCGCCCUAGAAGAAUGGGUGUACCAUUCCUGCUGCAUGAGGACCACCUAGAUGUUUCACCCACCAGAAGCACAUUCUCAUUUGGAAGUUUCUCUGGACUUGGAGAAGACAGGAGAGGCAUCGAAAAGGGAGGCUGGCAAACCACCAUCUUAGGGAAACUGACCCGGCGGGGCAGCUCAGACGCAGCCACAGAAAUGGAAAGUCUGAGUGCCCGGCCCUCGCACUCCCACCACACCCUGGUGAGCGACCUCCCAGACCACUCCAACAGCCACGGAGAAAACACUGUCAAGGAAGUGCGGUCACAGAUCUCCACCAUCACAGUUGCCACCUUCAACACCACGCUGGCAUCCUUCAAUGUCGGCUAUGCAGACUUUUUCAGUGAGCAUAUGCGGAAACUCUGCAGCCAAGUGCCUAUCCCAGAGAUGCCGCACGAACCUCUGGCAUGCGCAAACUUGCCCCGAAGCCUCACAGAUUCCUGCAUUAACUACAGCUACCUGGAAAACACAGAGCAUAUCGAUGGGGCCAACAACUUUGUCCAUAAGAACGGCAUGCUGGAUCUUUCUGUGGUUCUGAAGGCUGUUUAUCUUGUCCUUAACCAUGACAUCAGUUCUCGCAUCUGUGAUGUGGCACUAAAUAUUGUGGAAUGUUUGCUUCAACUUGGCGUAGUUCCCUGUGUAGAGAAAAAUCGGAAGAAAAGUGAAAACAAGGAAAACGAGACUGUGGAAAAGAGAGCAAGCGAGGGGACUUUCCAGUUCAAAGGCGUGUCUUCAAGUUCCACUAGUGGGUUUGGGGCACCUUCUGCUAGUGGAGCUGGAGAUGGUGGAGCAGGAGAAGGAGGAGGUGGAGAUGGAGGAGGCGGAGGUGGAGGAAAUGGAGGAGGAGGUGGAGGAGGUGGAGGUGGUCCUUAUGAGAAGAAUGAGAAGAACCAACAGAAGGAUGAAAAUAUACCUGUAAGCAACCAUAGGCUUGCUCUCACUAUGCUCAUCAAAAUCGUGAAGUCUUUGGGAUGUGCCUAUGGUUGCGGAGAAGGACACCGGGGGCUCUCCGGAGAUCGUCUGAGACACCAGGUAUUCCGAGAGAAUGCCCAGAACUGCCUCACUAAGCUAUACAAGCUAGAUAAGAUGCAGUUCCGACAAACCAUGAGGGACUAUGUGAACAAGGACUCUCUCAAUAAUGUAGUGGACUUCUUGCAUGCUUUGCUAGGAUUUUGUAUGGAGCCAGUCACUGACAACAAGGCUGGAUUUGGAAAUAACUUCACCACAGUGGACAACAAAUCCACAGCCCAAAAUGUGGAGGGCAUUAUCGUGGGUGCCAUGUUCAAGUCCCUCAUCACACGCUGUGCCUCAACCACACAUGAGCUACACAGCCCUGAGAAUCUGGGACUGUACUGUGACAUCCGCCAGCUGGUCCAGUUUAUCAAAGAAGCUCACGGGAACGUCUUCAGGAGAGUGGCGCUUAGCGCUCUGCUUGACAGCGCUGAAAAGUUAGCACCAGGGAAAAAGGUGGAGGAAAAUGGACAGGAGUCUAAGCCUGCAGGUGGUAAAAGGUCGGAGGCAGGAAGCAUCGCAGAUAAGGGCCAGGUGUCCUCUGCACCUGAGGAAUGUCGAAGCUUCGUGUCUGGUCGCCCCUCACAGACACCAGAACACGAUGAACAAAUGCAAGGGGGCAAUCUGGGACGCAAAGAUUUCUGGCGCAAGAUGUUCAAAUCCCAAAGCGCAGCAAGUGACACCAGCAGCCAGUCUGAGCAGGACACUUCAGAAUGUACCACAGCCCACUCAGGGAACACCUCGGACCGGCGUGCUCGCUCACGGUCGCGCAGAAUCUCCCUGAGAAAGAAGUUGAAACUCCCCAUAGGUAAAAGAAACUGGCUGAAGCGCUCCUCCCUCUCCGGCCUGGCAGAUGGGGUAGAGGACCUCCUGGACAUUAGCUCUGUAGAUCGCCUGUCUUUCAUCAGGCAAAGUUCCAAGGUCAAGUUCACCAGUGCUGUCAAGCUUUCUGAAGGUGGGCCAGGGAGUGGGAUGGAGAAUGGCCGAGAAGAGGAGGAGAAUUUCUUCAAGCGUCUUGGUUGCCACAGUUUCGACGACCAUCUUUCUCCCAACCAAGAUGGUGGAAAAAGCAAAAACGUGGUGAAUCUGGGAGCAAUUCGGCAAGGCAUGAAACGUUUUCAAUUUCUGCUCAACUGCUGUGAGCCAGGGACAAUUCCUGAUGCAUCCAUCUUAGCUGCUGCCUUGGACCUAGAAGCCCCCGUGGUGGCCAGAGCAGCUCUGUUCCUGGAAUGUGCCCGUUUUGUUCACCGGUGUAACCGGGGCAACUGGCCAGAGUGGAUGAAAGGCCACCAUGUGAACAUCACCAAGAAAGGCCUUUCCCGGGGCAGGUCUCCCAUCGUGGGCAACAAGAGGAACCAGAAGCUGCAGUGGAAUGCUGCCAAGCUCUUCUACCAGUGGGGAGAUGCAAUUGGCAUCCGGUUGAAUGAGCUGUGCCACGGGGAAAGCGAGAGCCCUGCUAACCUGCUUGGCCUGAUCUACGACGAGGAGACCAAGAGACGGCUGCGGAAGGAGGAUGAGGAGGAAGACUUUUUAGAUGACAGUAAGGAGACCCCCUUUACUACGAGAGCCCCUGCUUGUACUGUGAACCCCUCUAAAUGUGGCUGUCCCUUUGCUUUGAAGAUGGCAGCUUGCCAGCUUCUCCUGGAGAUAACCACCUUCCUGAGGGAGACUUUUUCUUGCCUGCCUAGACCUCGCACUGAGCCUCUAGCGGACUUGGAGAGCUGCAGGCUCCGUCUGGACCCCGAGCUGGACCGACACAGAUACGAGAGGAAGAUCAGCUUCGCGGGAGUUCUGGAUGAAAAUGAAGACUCCAAAGAUUCUCUCCACAGCAGCAGCCACACCCUCAAAUCAGAUGCAGGUGCUGAGGAGAAGAAAGUUCCCAGCAGGAAGAUCAGGAUAGGAGGUUCUCGCCUGCUCCAGAUUAAAGGAACCCGCAGUUUCCAGGUGAAGAAGGGGGGUUCCUUGUCCAGCAUCCGCCGAGUCGGCAGCUUAAAGAGCAGCAAGUUAUCACGGCAGGAUUCAGAGUCUGAGGCUGAGGAGCUGCAGCUGUCCCAGAGCAGGGACACUGUCACUGACCUAGAAGGGAGCCCUUGGAGUGCCAGUGAACCCAGCAUUGAGCCCGAGGGGAUGAGCACUGCUGGCACAGAGGAGAAUUACCACAGAAACAUGUCAUGGCUUCAUGUCAUGAUCUUACUAUGCAACCAACAAAGUUUCAUUUGUACACAUGUGGAGUACUGCCACCCACACUGCUACCUGCACCACAGCCGCUCCUGUGCCCGGCUUGUCAGGGCCAUUAAACUGCUGUACGGGGACAGUGUGGACUCCCUGCGUGAGAGCAGCAACAUCAGCAAUGUGGCUUUGAGGGGCAAGAAACAGAAAGAGUGCUCAGAUAAGUCCUGCCUGAGGACUCCUUCACUGAAGAAGAGGGUUUCCGAUGUCAACCUGGAAGGAAAAAAGGACUCCGGAAUGCUAAAGUACAUCAGACUUCAGGUGAUGAGCUUGUCUCCUGCUCCCUUGUCUCUGCUAAUCAAGGCAGCUCCCAUCCUGACAGAGGAGAUGUAUGGAGACAUCCAGCCUGCUGCCUGGGAACUGCUGCUCAGCAUGGACGAGCACAUGGCGGGGGCAGCAGCUGCCAUGUUCCUGCUGUGUGCGGUGAAGGUACCAGAAGCUGUGUCGGACAUGUUGAUGUCCGAGUUCCACCAUGCAGAAACUGUACAGAGACUGAAUGCUGUCCUCAAGUUCCACACUCUCUGGCGGUUUCGCUAUCAGGUCUGGCCAAGGAUGGAGGAGGGAGCCCAGCAGAUUUUUAAGAUCCCGCCUCCCAGUAUAAACUUCACCUUGCCCUCGCCAGUACUUGGAAUGCCAUCCGUCCCAAUGUUUGACCCUCCGUGGGUCCCUCAGUGCAGCGGGAGUGUCCAGGACCCCAUUAAUGAAGACCAGUCCAAAUCCUUCUCUGCCAGGGCUGUGUCACGCUCUCAUCAGAGGGCAGAGCACAUCCUAAAGAACUUGCAGCAGGAGGAAGAGAAGAAACGCCUUGGGCGCGAAGCCAGCCUGAUUACCGCCAUCCCCAUCACCCAAGAGGCUUGCUAUGAGCCCACCUGCACACCCAACUCAGAGCCUGAGGAAGAAGUAGAAGAAGUCGCCAAUCUGACAUCCCGACGGCUGUCUGUGAGUCCAUCCUGCACUUCCAGCACUUCCCACAGGAAUUACUCCUUCCGCAGAGGGUCAGUCUGGUCUGUACGUUCAGCAGUCAGUGCUGAAGAUGAGGAACACACCACUGAACACACACCAAACCACCAUGUGCCUCAGCCUCCGCAAGCAGUAUUCCCAGCAUGCAUCUGUGCAGCAGUCCUUCCCAUCGUUCACUUAAUGGAGGAUGGAGAGGUGCGAGAAGAUGGAGUGGCAGUCAGUGCUGUGGCCCAGCAAGUCUUAUGGAACUGUUUAAUUGAAGAUCCAUCGACGGUUCUUCGACAUUUCCUGGAAAAAUUGACUAUCAGCAAUAGACAAGACGAGUUAAUGUACAUGCUGCGCAAACUUCUCUUAAAUAUCGGAGACUUUCCAGCUCAGACAUCACACAUCCUAUUCAACUACUUGGUGGGACUAAUCAUGUACUUCGUGCGGACCCCGUGUGAGUGGGGGAUGGACGCCAUCUCUGCCACACUGACCUUCCUGUGGGAGGUAGUCGGGUAUGUAGAGGGCCUCUUCUUCAAGGACCUCAAGCAGACGAUGAAGAAGGAACAGUGUGAGGCGAAGCUCCUGGUCACUGCUUCCAUGCCAGGUACCAAAACCCUGGUGGUUCAUGGACAGAAUGAAUGUGACAUUCCAACCCAGUUGCCCGUCCAUGAAGACACUCAGUUUGAAGCCCUGCUGAAGGAGUGUCUGGAGUUUUUCAACAUCCCAGAAUCCCAGUCAACACAUUACUUCCUCAUGGAUAAACGAUGGAACCUCAUCCACUACAACAAGACCUAUGUUCGAGAUAUUUAUCCCUUCCGGAGGUCCGUAUCCCCACAGCUGAACCUGGUACAUAUGCAUCCGGAGAGGGGGCAGGAGCUCAUUCAGAAGCAGGUGUUUACCAGGAAGCUGGAGGAAGUGGGGCGAGUGUUAUUUCUCAUCUCCCUCACGCAGAAGAUCCCCACGGCACACAAGCAGUCUCAUGUCUCCAUGCUCCAGGAGGACCUUCUCCGGCUGCCCUCCUUCCCCCGGAGUGCCAUAGACGCUGAGUUUUCGCUCUUUAGCGACCCUCAAGCUGGGAAGGAACUGUUUGGCCUCGACACCCUUCAGAAAAGCCUGUGGAUCCAGCUCCUGGAGGAAAUGUUCCUGGGCAUGCCUAGCGAGUUUCCCUGGGGAGACGAAAUCAUGCUUUUUCUCAACGUGUUUAAUGGGGCUCUGAUUCUCCACCCCGAAGACAGUGCCCUGCUGAGGCAGUACGCUGCCACUGUCAUCAGCACAGCUGUGCACUUCAAUCACCUCUUCUCUCUCAGCGGCUACCAGUGGAUUCUGCCCACCAUGCUGCAGGUGUAUUCUGACUAUGAGAGCAACCCUCAGCUGCGUCGAGCCAUCGAAUUUGCCUGCCACCAGUUCUACAUUCUCCACCGGAAGCCCUUUGUGCUCCAGCUGUUUGCCAGUGUGGCCCCUCUCCUGGAGUUUCCGGAUGCUGCCAAUACUGGGUCCAGCAAAGGAGUGUCAGCUCAGUGUCUGUUUGACUUGCUGCAGUCCCUGGAGGGAGAAACCACAGAUAUUUUGGACAUUCUAGAGCUGGUUAAGGCUGAGAAGCCCCUUAAGUCACUAGAUUUUUGCUAUGGAAAUGAAGACCUGACUUUCUCCAUCAGUGAAGCCAUCAAACUCUGUGUCACGGUGGUGGCUUACGCUCCCGAGUCAUUCAGAAGCCUUCAGAUGCUCAUGGUCUUGGAGGCAUUGGUUCCAUGUUACCUACAGAAGAUGAAGAGACAGACUUCUCAGGUCGAGACCGUGCCUGCUGCCCGAGAGGAGAUUGCUGCCACAGCGGCUCUGGCCACAUCCCUACAAGCCCUUUUGUACAGUGUGGAGGUCCUCACCAGGCCCAUGACAGCCCCACAGAUGAGCAAGAGUGAUCAAGGUCACAAGGGGACAACCACAGCCAAUCACACUAUGUCAUCUGGAGUGAACACCAGGUACCAGGAGCAAGGAGCCAAGCUGCACUUUAUCAGGGAAAACCUUCACUUACUGGAGGAAGGGCAAGGCCUUCCCAGAGAAGAGCUAGAUGAACGAAUUGCUCGAGAAGAAUUCAGAAGGCCCCGGGAAUCUCUGCUGAAUAUUUGCACAGAAUUCUACAAACACUGUGGGCCAAGGCUGAAGAUCCUGCAGAAUCUGGCUGGGGAACCCCGGGUCACUGCCCUGGAGCUGCUGGAUGUGAAGUCCCACAUGAGACUGGCAGAAAUUGCACACUCCCUUCUGAAGUUGGCACCAUAUGACACCCAGACAAUGGAGAGCCGAGGCCUUCGGCGCUAUAUCAUGGAGAUGCUACCUAUUACUGACUGGUCAGCGGAGCCAGUGAGGCCAGCCCUUAUCCUCAUUCUAAAGAGACUGGAUAGAAUGUUUAACAAAAUCCACAAGAUGCCUACCUUGAGGCGACAGGUUGAGUGGGAGCCUGCCAGCACUUUGAUUGAAGGGGUUUGUUUGACACUUCAGAGGCAGCCAAUCAUAUCCUUCCUGCCUCACCUUAGGUCACUGAUCAAUGUCUGUGUCAAUCUGGUGAUGGGAGUGGUAGGACCUUCCAGUGUGGCUGAUGGAUUACCCCUUCUUCAUCUCAGCCCUUAUCUCUCACCACCUCUGCCCUUCAGCACAGCUGUUGUCCGGCUUGUAGCAUUGCAGAUACAGGCUUUAAAAGAAGAUUUCCCUUUAAGCCAUGUGAUCUCCCCAUUCACCAAUCAAGAGCGAAGGGAAGGGAUGCUUUUAAAUCUGCUCAUCCCAUUUGUGCUCACAGUAGGAUCUGGAAGCAAAGAUAGCCCAUGGCUGGAGCAGCCGGAGGUACAGUUAUUGCUGCAGACUGUCAUCAACGUGCUCCUGCCGCCUCGGAUCAUCAGCACAUCGAGGAGCAAGAACUUCAUGCUGGAGAGCUCCCCAGCCCACUGCUCUACUCCUGGGGAUGCAGGCAAAGACUUGCGCAAGGAAGGGCUGGCUGAGUCCACCAGCCAGGCAGCAUACUUAGCCCUAAAGGUUAUUCUCGUCUGCUUCGAGAGGCAGCUGGGAAGCCAGUGGUACUGGCUGAGCCUGCAGGUGAAGGAGAUGGCUCUGCGGAAGGUGGGCGGCCUGGCCCUGUGGGACUUCCUUGACUUCAUCGUGCGCACCCGGAUACCCAUCUUCGUACUCUUGCGCCCUUUCAUCCAAUGCAAGCUACUGGCUCAACCGGCAGAGAACCAUGAAGAACUUUCUGCCCGGCAACAUAUCUCUGACCAGCUAGAGCGGCGCUUCAUCCCCCGCCCAUUAUGCAAGAGCUCGCUCAUUGCAGAGUUCAAUAGUGAACUGAAAAUUCUGAAAGAGGCAGUCCACAGUGGAUCAGCCUACCAAGGGAAGACAUCCAUCAGUACUGUGGGCACGUCCACCUCUGCCUACCGCCUGAGUCUGGCUACCAUGUCCCGCUCCAACACAGGCACAGGCACCGUCUGGGAGCAGGACAGUGAACCAUCCCAACAGGCUUCUCAAGACACCUUGAGUCGGACUGACGAGGAGGACGAGGAAAAUGACUCUGUGAGCAUGCCCAGUGUGGUAAGUGAACAGGAAGCUAGUCUCCUGAGUGCCCUUGGAAGGAGGCGGUUCUCCAGCCACGUCUCCAGCAUGUCUGCACCUCAGGCUGAGGUGGGCAUGUUACCCAGCCAAAGUGAACCUAAUGUCCUCGAUGACUCCCAGGGCCUGGCCGCCGAGGGCAGCCUCUCUAGGGUGGCAAGUGUACAGAGUGAACCUGGCCAGCAGAACCUCCUCCUGCAGCAGCCACUGGGGAGGAAAAGGGGCCUGAGGCAGCUAAGACGCCCUCUUCUGUCAAGGCAGAAGACUCAAACUGAACCCAGAAACCGCCACGGGGCUCGACUGUCCACCACUCGCAGGAGCAUUCAACCUAAAACAAAGCCAUCUGUUGACCAGAAGCGAUCUGUGACCUUCAUUGAGGCUCAGUCAGAGCCAACAGCUGCCCCAACAGACAUACUUCCUGCCACAGGCCAGCCACAGGGCUGCAGCCCAGGGCCAUCCAGGAAGCCAGAAGGAACUGACAAACCAGUGCUCACAUCCUCGCCGGCCAUUGUUGUUGCAGACCUUCACAGCGCGUCUCCCAAGCAGAGUGAGCCCCUUCUUGCUGAAGAAGAAGAACAAAAGGAGGAUACAGAAGUACAAGGUGCUGCUGUACACAGUCCCCUCUCCACUCAACUCUCAGACCCUGAUGACUUCACUGGCCUUGAGACAUCCAGCCUCCUACAGCAUGGUGAUACUGUCCUUCACAUCAGUGAGGAAAAUGGCAUGGAGAACCCCCUGCUGUCCAGCCAGUUCACUUUCACUCCUCCUGAGCUGGGGGAGAAAGAUGCAGCACCAGACAAGUCCCAUGUUUAGGUCUCUGUCGCAGGGGCAGUGCACAGGAGACUGCUGACAGGAAGCCCUUGAUGGGAAGGGUUAAUGUCAAAACAGCAAUUUAUAGCCAGUGGGCGGCAUUAAGUCUGAGUAGAUUUUGCUGUCAAAGCUCUUUAUGUGUCAUUACCACCUUAAAAAUCAAUAGCUAAAAGUCUUUAGUCAUGUGAAGAUCAUAAAAACAGGAAUGGGGGGAAGAGCCAUUCGACUUCACAUUCUGUACACCUUGCUUUGAGCAGUUAAGAAUAUAUAUAAAUACUAUCUCAGACAGUUGAGAAUAUGUAUACUAUUACAGACGGUUGAGAGUAUAUACUAUUACAGACGGUUGAGAAUAUAUACUAUUACAGACACUUGAGAAUACAUACUGUUGCUUCCCUCAUAAGACUACUGACUAUAUGUUCUAAAGAGGAAUGCAGUCUUUUAAGAUACUCACAUUAUACAUUUCCUGAAAAUGUUUAUAUUUAUAGUUUCAAAAACUUUACAUUAUGUGGCUAUAUACAUAGCAACUCACAUAAAAACAACCAACAAAAAAAAAAAUAAUUAGGUUGGAGACACUAAAUUACAAACCUGGCAGUUAUUUUUGUUUUGGUCAACAAUAUAUCUAGGAAUUAAAGGAACAAAACACUAUUUUUUAGAGCUGUGGACUUUUCAAAAUUUAUUUUUAACUGUCAUUUUCACUAAAUGCUAUAAAUCAAAAUUCUAAUGCCACAGACCAUUUCAUAUCACCUUAGACAGAAUAUUCUAGGAAUUCUCAGAUAUGAUUCUGAAUUAAUAACAUAGACAGCUAUAUAAAAAGCUAAAUGUAAAUAGCAUUGCUUGAAAGAGAUGGCAUUCCUACUUCUAGCCUCAACUACAUACAGCAGUGUCUAAAUUGGAUCUAUUGGGAAAGGGGAUUAUAUUCCCUUACAGUCCUUGUGCCUGCCCCUGAGGGCAUAUUUUCAUACAUUAGAGUUAAGUUGUUAGAAUUAGAUCGGAAAAUAAUUUUUCUCAGUAGUCAAAUAUUUUAUGAUCCUUAAGAGAUCUCAGUUAAUGAGGAAAAAUACAGAGUAAUCAAUUUCUUCAUAGACUCAGACAGCUUGUAUAUAUCACAAACAGGGCUUUAACUUGAAGUGCAGUUACUUCAAAAAAUAAAAUAAAAAUUGGAAGGCUUGUGAGGCCAGUACUUAGAUUAUUAAAGGGCUGGGCAUCGUGCAGUUCAGAAAUGCUCUUCAAAAGUUUAGCAGUUUACAUUAGAGAAAUGUUACAUAACUACUAAGCAUUGAAAGAAAUACAUACCUACACUGGUAUGGGUGUGUGUAUGUGUGUGUGUGUGUGUGUGUGUGUGUGUUAGUCUUCAAAUAGAGGGUAAACAGAGUUUGAUUGUGUGGAGAUGAGUUUAAAAUAUAUUCUAUAUGCUCAAAUGUUGACUAUGUUGUCUAUGAAAUGUACAUGUAUAAAAAGAGGAGACCUAUCAAUCCAACAAGUCAUAAAGGAAAAUGAUUCUUUUUUUGGUUUUCAAUGACAGGGUUUCCCUGUAGUUUCUAGAGUCUGUCCUGGAACUAGCUCUUGUAGACCAGGCUGCCCUCGAACUCAGAGAUCCGCCUGCCUCUGCCUCUCGAGUGCUGGGAUUGAAGGCGUGCGCCACCACCGCCUGGCUAGGAAAAUGAUUUUUAGAAUUGUUUAUUAAAUAAGCAUAGUUUAUAUUGUGAUUUAUAAAAUCAAAUAUAUUUUGGGACUAUGGCCCCAUUCACAAAGAUAACAAAGGUAUCUAUAAAUUAAUUAGAAUAAAAUUUAAAAUCACCCAGUUGAGAAAGUCAAGGUAGUAUCACCUCCGGAAAUAAGUAUGGGAAAUCAAGGAGAUAAAUGGACCUCUUUUAUGUGCUAUAACAUCUUCACAUCGUUUAUACUUAAUGCUGAGUUUAUCCCUAAGUGCAGAAGCCAACAUGCAAGUGGUUUUCUGGUUCUAAACUGAUGUAUUUUGCCUGUUAAAAACUAUGCUGCUCAUUAGCAUUAGAGGCCUUAUGUCUGGUACGUACAAGUGUCUGAGUUAUAUGCGUCUAUGUGCUUUGUUCCGGUUUUGGGAUUCUUGAGUCAAAAUCUCUAUAAUCAUGUCAGAUAUUUAAGAAAUGUAGGGGGUCAAUGAAUUGUUAAAUACUCAGUAAUAACCCUAAAUACCUUUAUAUAUUUCAAAUGUGCUGGGCUGUUUGAGAAAUGAUUUUACUGGUCUGUCUAUCUUUUAACCUGACUCCUUCUCUGUCAUGUAUGGAAGUCUGUUAGAAAUUUUUUUAAUAAGCUAAGUAGUGUUUUAUCUUGAAAAAACAAAAAAGACUUGUCCACUCUGAGAAAUAGGGACUUACAGAGUGGAAAUGCUCUCUCUCGUGUUGGGCUUCUGAAAUUUUGCAGAUGUGUGCAUCUAUACCAUUUAUGGUGUCCUUAAACGUGUUGAAUGUAAUGUGUUGAAUGUUUAUGUGUGGUGACUAAAGUAUCUAUAUGUAUGUGCAUAAGACUGUCACAAGAUGUAUUCUCAGGAAUACUAUUACCUGGAGUUUGAAGGAACAACUUAAAGAAAAACAGUUUGGGAAGAGAAGAAAUAAGUUUGAGUUAACUGACAAUCUUUACAAUAUUCAAAAUGUGACUAAGCACUAAUUAUCACUUAUGAUCAAUAUAAUAUUAGUAAAGUAAAAUAGAUUUAUUUCUUAAUAUAUGCUGCUUAAUCAUAUUUAUUUCAUUCAGAAGAAGGAUAAAACAGGCACUUACUUUCGCCAGGUAUUAAAAAAUGACAUUCAAUGAAGAUUGGUCCUUUGGAAAGUGACUUUAUAGAGAGACGUUGGAAAAAAAAACAUAUCAUCCAUGAUAGUUGGUAGAGAUUUAUACUAUUCAGAUUAAAGCAAUUUAAAUCCUGGAUGAAGAUUCUUCUAGAACAAAUACUUUAUUUUCAUUUUCAGCAUUCACUGCUUUCUAUAACUCUAUUAAAUUACUUGAUUCUUCUGACAAUGAAAGUGAGUUACUGAGUGCCUUGGGAUAAGUCACUGAGAACUACAGUGUCAAAGGGCACAACUGGGCACAUGGCAGUGCUGGAGGCAAAAGUUGGUUUGCAUUGAGCCUCCAUGAGUAACUUAAGACAAGAUGGCAUUUCUCUUUUAACAUCUGGGUUUUUUUUAGUCAGUUGAAGAAAUUUCUCCAUUUUGCUGCCCACCUCCUAGAGUUUCUGAGGAAAUAAGAGUGUAUGUACAGAGAUCCAUAUGGAAGAAAGAGUUAUAGAAUUAUAGUCUAAAACACACAUUAAAUACCUUCCUGGGAUUACGCAGGAUACUUUACCAGAGUCCCACUGUUCCUCUGUAACCUCACACUUCCAAUUCAUGGCCUUGUGUCUCGGCAGUGAGUAAAAUGUCCCACUCCCUCAUUUACUUUUGUGGGUCUCAACUGCAGCAUUUCAGAAGCAAACUCUGAUUUGACACUCAGGAGAAUAAAAACAAGUUGAGGGCAGAAUGUAUUUGGAAAAGUUUAUGAUAAAUUUAUUUAUAUUAUUUAAGGAUCAUUUAGGAUCAUAAAUCUAUGUACCUCCAUAAUAUUUUAAUAGUCACUGUGACCAUGGGAUUAAAGUCCUUUAUUAGCCAUUUUUGUAGGUAAAAACAAAGGAUUGACUACACAGCCAACUUCCCUCAGAUAACUAUAAAGUCUGUUAGGAAUACUGAAUGACCAAAGAGCAUGGAAAAAUGCAUAUGAAUAAAUACUGAGAUGUUUAUGAAAGAUAUUUAUGAAAGAUAUUGACUUCUGUGUUUGAAUAUGCACAUAUAAUAAAAUAAAUCUAAAGGUA
Molecule: messenger RNA, 13834 nt
Organism: Arvicola amphibius (Eurasian water vole)
Lineage: Eukaryota; Metazoa; Chordata; Mammalia; Rodentia; Cricetidae
Gene: Unc80
Product: unc-80 homolog, NALCN channel complex subunit
Exons: 68
Coding region: 1-10023 (3340 amino acids)
Biological process (GO): monoatomic cation homeostasis
Cellular component (GO): axon; cation channel complex
Molecular function (GO): monoatomic cation channel activity
Source: RefSeq, a predicted model, not a curated record